Papilio polytes (common Mormon) is the source of this 1789-nucleotide messenger RNA. RefSeq names its product cholinesterase 1-like. Gene Ontology annotation, molecular function: cholinesterase activity. The coding region runs from base 19 to 1653 and encodes 544 amino acids. The transcript has 3 exons. NCBI's taxonomy places the organism in Eukaryota, Metazoa, Arthropoda, Insecta, Lepidoptera, Papilionidae. The record is from RefSeq and is a predicted model, not a curated record.
UGCAGGGAGCUGUCAGUUAUGGUACAGGUUACAGUGAAUGAGGGGACAUUAGAGGGAGAGGUGAUUCACAAUGAGUACGGCGGGAAGUUCUACAGCUUCAAGGGCAUUCCCUACGCCCAGCCCCCCGUGGGAGAGCUGAGGUUCAGGGCUCCUCAACCACCGCAGCCAUGGGCCGGAGUGCGAGACGCGACAAAGCUGGGCAACGAGUGUUAUCAUUACGAUCCAUUCUUCGGCACACCGACGCAGGGCAGCGAGGACUGUCUCUACCUUAACGUGUAUUCCCCCGAGGUAUCCCCUCCUAACUCCCUGCCCGUAAUGGUGUGGAUACACGGCGGAGGCUUUAUUGGCGGGAGCGGCUCCGAUGACUUGUAUGGGCCGGAAUUCUUAGUGAGACAUGACGUCAUCUUGGUCACAUUUAACUAUCGGCUCGAGGUUCUCGGCUUCCUCUGCCUCGACACGGCGGAGGUGCCCGGCAAUGCGGGCAUGAAGGACCAGGUGGCGGCGCUCAGAUGGGUGCAGGCAAACAUCGCUAGCUUUGGAGGAGAUCCUAACAAUGUUACCAUCUUCGGAGAGAGCGCUGGAGGAGCGAGCGUUUCUUUUCACCUUUUGUCGCCCAUGAGCAAAGGGUUAUUCAAGAGAGCUAUAUCACAGAGUGGCAACUCAGCCUGUCCCUGGGCGGCAACCUCUAUGAUAAAAGAAAGAUCACUGCAACUGGCUAGAGACAUGGGGUGGAAUUCCAAGGAUGAGAGGGAGGCGUACGAAUUUUUAAAAUCACAGCCUGUGGAAGCGCUAGUCGACAGACGCGUUAAACUGACGUAUGCGGAAGACAAUAAAGAGGCAGCACUUAUAUUCUUCAAUAUUGUUGAAGAAAAACAAUUCGGUGACAAUGAACGAUUCAUGCCCGGCGCCCCCAUUGAUCUACUACGGGCCGGCAUACACGAGGGAGUGGAAGUUAUCAACGGCUACACAGAGGAUGAGGGAGUUUUGAUGUUAUCCGUCGGACUCGACAUUCAAAAAGUACUCGCACAAGCUAACAGAUAUCCUGAGUAUUUCACACCUUUACCAGCAAUCAACGGUUGUAAAAUAGCCGAUCAAAUAGAAAUAGGAAAAAUGAUAAAAGAGUAUUAUUUUAAGGAUGAAGAGAUUUCCCUCAGUAACGUAGAUCGUUUGUAUGCGUUCCUCGGCGCCGAUAGCUUUAUAUAUCCUGCAAUUUUAUGGCAAAAGCUUUGUGCAAAAAAGGGUAGCAAUAAGAAUUAUCUGUACAAAUUUACUUGCAAAUCUGAAAAAAAUAUCUUGAAACACUUACUGGGUGUGGCACACGUGGUGGGCGAUAAGACUGUGGUCUGCCACGCGGACGACCUGCCUUACCUCUUCCCGAUGAAAAUAUUCACACAAAAUAGUCUAAAACUGGAUACCAACUCUAAAAUAUACAAGAUGAUUGAUCAAACAACAAAGCUUUGGACGAAUUUUGCUAAAUAUGGCAACCCAACCCCCGAUGCGAGUUUGGGCGCGAUCUGGAAGCCAUACACGUUGGAGAGUCAAGACUUCUUCGACAUUGGAGAGAAUCUGGUGUCCGGCACCGCGCCUAAUAACGAUGAGAUAGAAUUCUGGGAACACGUCUAUGAGAAGUAUUGUUCAAAAUACGCUCCGUGAUCAAAAACAAAUUGCUCAUAUACGUAAACAUUUAUCUAACGAUCUACGAUUAUGUAAUAAACCAUAAAGAAAAAACGUUAACCUCUUAAUAAUGUUAUAUUUAAUAAUAUUACCUUGUUAUGCUUAUUUUAUAGUA